CAGCUACAGCUGCAGCUACAGCUGCAGCUACAGCUGCAGCUACUGCAGCAGCUGCCGCAGCAGUUAUCGCAGCAGCCACAGCAGCAGCUACAGCAACAGCUACAGCAGCAGCUACAGCAGCAGCUACAGCAGCAGCUACAGCAGCAGCUACCGCAGCAGCUACAGCAGCAGCAGAUGCAGCAGCUACAGCAGCAGCAGAUGCAGGGUCAAGAGCCAGCAGCAGCAGCACCAGCAGCAGCAGCACCGCCAGAAGCAGCAACACCACCAGAAGCAGCAACACCGCCAGAAGCAGCAACACCGCCAGAAGCAGCAACACCGCCAGAAGCAGCAACAUCGCCAGAAGCAGCAACACCGCCAGAAGCAGCAGCGGCCGCCGGAAACAGCACCAGUAGGAGCAUCCGAGCGUGGUGCGCUGCAGCAAAUAACUGGAGCAAGACAAGAACAGCAGCAACUAGAGGAGCAGCAGCAGCAGCCGCAGAGUCGAGUGCAGCAGCAUCCGUUGGUGACGUCAGAGCACCAGCAGGACCGGCAGGGCCAGCAGCAGCAGCAGCCGCAGGAGCGACAGGAGCAACCGGCGGG
Rangifer tarandus platyrhynchus (Svalbard reindeer) is the source of this 579-nucleotide messenger RNA. The record is from the annotation of a GenBank genome assembly. NCBI's taxonomy places the organism in Eukaryota, Metazoa, Chordata, Mammalia, Artiodactyla, Cervidae.